Molecule: messenger RNA, 1232 nt
Organism: Brassica napus (rape)
Lineage: Eukaryota; Viridiplantae; Streptophyta; Magnoliopsida; Brassicales; Brassicaceae
Product: putative B3 domain-containing protein At5g66980
Exons: 4
Coding region: 255-1172 (305 amino acids)
Molecular function (GO): DNA binding
Source: RefSeq, a predicted model, not a curated record
GAAAGCAAAAUAUGUAACUUUACACAAAAGUGUACCUUUUGAUUUUCUCAAAAAAUAAAAAGUUCAAUCAUUAACCUUGUCAGACUGAAAAAUAUCACUUAAUUAGAUCCUCUGCUUCGAAGAUCUUCUCGAGCCUUAAACCCGUUGCUUCUUAUUAGAUCUUCUUGAAUAUUAAAAACUCUGUUUAAUAGUAAUAGUCAAAUCGCUACCAAAGAAAAAGAAAAACUAAUCAAAGAAGGAGAAAGAAAGAAAGAAUGGUUGAAAGGAGUGAGAAGGGUUCUUAUGCGCGUAAAGACAUGGAAUUUUUCAAGGUUUAUCUUCCAGAGUUCAGUUCUCGGAAACUGGUGAUACCUCCAGCAUUCGUAAACAUCUUAGAGAAGCUAUUACCUAACCAAGUGGGACUAUUAGAUGAGAUCGGACGUUUAUGGAAAGUGGAGACAAAGACUGAAGAAGGAGUUGGUGAUGUUGUUUUCAAAAAAGGUUGGGAAAAAUUCGCAAACGAUCACUCUCUCGAGUUUGGAGACUUUCUUGUGUUCAGCUACGACGGCGUUUCAAGAUUUUCCGUUAAGAUAUUCGAUAAGAACGGAUGUAAAAAAUAUCUCGUUGCCGUUACAACGGCGGAUAGAUCUAGGGUUGCUGUUGAGAAAGAACCGGUUCAUGUUAAACCGGUUCAUGAUAUUUCUACCAAACGUUGUGGCAAGAGUCGGAAACGCGUUUCGGUUAAGGAAGAGCCUAGUGGUAACCGGGUUAUACAUCCUUGUGAGAUGGGAUGUGUUCCUGAGAAUAAGAAACACAAAGGAUUUGAGGAACCGGUUUAUAAACCGAAGAAUCCACAUUUUGUGAGGAAUAUUACAAACUGUUUUCGUCAGAUGGAAAUACCGACAACUUUUCUGAAAUCGAACGGGAUCGAAAUGGAGGAAGACUUUGAGCUAUGUGAUGAAAAUGGAAAGAAGUGGCCAAUGAAGGUUGUGAUUCACGACAGAGGACAAAGGUUCUCCCCUGGUUUGUGGUUGAGUUUCUGCCGAAGCCAUAAGUUGAGCACGUCCAAUAAGUGUUUAUUUGAGUUCAUCGUGAGAAGUGAUGGGACAUGCAACCAGGUUUUAGUUCGUAUCUUCCGUGGGAGAAUGCUUAAUACUGUUACCAUAAAUAGUUACCAAGUUCUUGCUAUGUAACCUUUAACAUUCAGCAGUACUACUACGUUAUGUUCGGUUCUUUCAUGAAUCUUUGUGUUA